Messenger RNA from Varroa destructor (honeybee mite), 880 nucleotides. RefSeq names its product cuticle protein 10.9 pseudogene. The record is from RefSeq and is a predicted model, not a curated record. NCBI's taxonomy places the organism in Eukaryota, Metazoa, Arthropoda, Arachnida, Mesostigmata, Varroidae.
CUAAACGGUGCUAUCACGAAGACACGACAACAAGAAGCCACAACACGCAAACAAAAUGAGGUUCUUUAUCCUUCUAGUCGUAGCUGCGUUUGCCGCGUACGCCGUUGGCCAGCGUAUUCAGCAGCAGGAACAAUAUGGGCCUCCUGCUCCUUACCAGUACUCGUACGCUACCGAGGACAAAGAGGGAUCCUCGACUGCUGAAGAGUCCACCGAUGGAUCUGGCCGUAUUCAGGGCAAGUACACUAUCUCGCUGACCGAUGGACGUCAGAGGACCGUAACAUACUGGGCUGAUGACAGCGGAUUCCACGCCGACGUGAUCACCAACGAACUCGGAACGGAAUCGAAAAACCCGGCCGAUGUCACCAUUCAGUCUACGGCACCGACCGGAGCGGAAGCUGCCCUUCAGUUCGAAUCACAAAGGCUCAAGUCUAAAGCCUCGAACGUUGUUCCCGUUUACGCUCCGGUUCCCGCUGCAUACGCCCCUGUGCACUCCCGUUUCUUCUAAACGAAAUUCGUCCAUGUUACUUCAUCAACGAGAUUUCAUAACGAAAUUAAACCAUGGUUUGGAACACCGACUUAGUCAAUGUCUAUCGCUAGGAUCUUAACAGCAGAUAAAAGCCUUUGAGCAGUUUUCAAGGUCGCCCAAAGAUUAUACGUUUAUUUUACUCUGAUCGUUUUUUCUGUCGAAGAUGUUCUUCCCAACUUUUAACAACCGCCAACUAUCUCCUGUACUAAGUGCGCCUCAUCUAUUCCAUACCGUUAAUCUUAACCAAGCUCAACUUUUCGAUCACAUCGUCUCUAUGAUAAUUUAUAGCUUUGUGUCUCAACUAUCAUUGGUAACAUCUGUUACUAUGUAAAUAAACUAAUUCUUGAUUGUCCA